Cyprinodon tularosa is the source of this 505-nucleotide messenger RNA. Its product is annotated as mannose-specific lectin-like. Lineage: Eukaryota; Metazoa; Chordata; Actinopteri; Cyprinodontiformes; Cyprinodontidae. The transcript has 3 exons. The record is from RefSeq and is a predicted model, not a curated record. Bases 116 to 469 code for a protein of 117 amino acids.
GUGUUGCACUAACUCCACCCACAGUUAGACUGUAUAAAAACGUUUGUAUCUGAACUUCCCCCAGUUUUUUGUUUCUGCAAACACACUGAUCUGCAUUGGACAUUUAGAGCUAAAAAUGAGCAAAAACCAUUUGUCAAGGAAUGACGAGCUUCGCAGGGGAGACUACCUAAUGUCCAACAAUGGACAAUGGAAGGCACUUUUCCAGGAUGAUGGAAACUUUGUGAUCUAUGGCUGGAAGCCUGUGUGGGCCUCAGAUACCUGUGGGUCUGAUGCAGUCCGCCUGGUCAUGCAGGAGGAUUGUAACCUGGUCAUGUACAAUGAAUCUAACAGGCCUAAAUGGGCCGUCGACACAGACACACCUGGCUCUCAUGUUUGCCGUCUUCAACUAUCUGAUGAUGGGAAAUUGUGUUUGUAUAAAGAUGCCACAGAAUUGUGGAACUCCACCAUUUCCAAAGGGGAAAAGAAAUGAAAAAACACAAAAAAUUAAUAAAAAUCUUACAAGAAA